Oldenlandia corymbosa var. corymbosa is the source of this 2172-nucleotide messenger RNA. Lineage: Eukaryota; Viridiplantae; Streptophyta; Magnoliopsida; Gentianales; Rubiaceae. The record is from the annotation of a GenBank genome assembly.
AUGGAGGAUUUGACAACGGUUCUUUGUAUUCUGGAGCCACGAGCGACCUUGCAAAAAGCUUCGCCUUCAGAAAUAAUAGCCAGCAAUUAUGGAUCCAUUCCAGCGUCGGAAACAUCAUAUGAUCCUGUGUACGGCUUAGAUUCUGAAGAUGAAUUUACCGAAAGAGAUCCUGUAUACAUCGUUGCUUUGGUGGUUUUCUUCUCAACCCGGAUGAACCUGAUAAAAAUCCCUUUCCCGGCAUCGAUCCCGAGAAGUUGUCGAGCACCGGCGUCGAUUAUGAGAAGAUUCUGCCCACUGUUUCCAGACAAGGGUCCCCCGUGUUUUGCUUUUAUAUCUGGCGAUGGAAAGCUCGUGGUGGCUGUGAAUCAUCCACGCGCCUCUGGCGGAUUGCCCCAGAAUGUAAUUGGUCUUAAUCCUCACAUGAUUGCCACCGUCUCUGGAGAGAUAGACGGCAGUGAACAGUUGCUUAAAGAUCUGAAAGCGAAGUGCCUUGAAUAUGAACGCGAAAAGGAUCGAAGAAUUAAGAUCGUAGAGGCAUCACAUUUGAGGAUCGACAUUUUAUCUUCUCGUCCUGAAGUGGGACUGAUUGCGGGGUGGGACCAGGAAUCGGACGCUGCUGAACAUUACCGCGCGGAUGGUAUGGGAGUACUGAUCAAGGGGAAUAGAUUCGCGUCCGGCUCUAGAUUUGACAUUGCGUAUCUCGAUCUGAAUGAGUAUGAAGGAUAUCGUGUUUGGGAUUCUCGGACAGUGGAAAAGUUGAUCAUUUUUCAAGCAUAUAAGAGUAGGAAAGGUCGAACAAAAGCCCCUCACGUACGGGAUUCCGAAGGAAAAGCAGUUUUGGACUUUGUAUCCACCAUAGAUUUAGUGGAUAAGGUAGAGAGUCUUAGAUCCAAGUAUGACUUCCCCUCAGCCUUAGAGGCGAGAGCUCCCUUAGGAAAUGAGAGGGGCAACUCUCCUCCAAGGGGAAGAAUUACCGUGUAUGAUCGAUUUAUGCAUCUAGGGCUUAGAUUUCCCCUCUACCCCCUGUUUGAGGAGAUUGUUCAACCUUAUAGGACUCCUCUCGCUCGUUUUACCCCAAAUUUAAUUACAUUUGUACUGGGGUUUGCGAGAGUGUGCCAACAUGAUUGGUAUAUAGUAAAAAGACGCCUUAGAACUGGCGUGAAGAAGAUGGUCGAGGCGUAUGGCGGUUCUCUGGAAUGGAAACCGGACUUUGUGUUUGUAAAGGCGCCUGCAAGUUAUUGUCUGCCAUGGAAUCUCCGAGAGACAGAGGGUCUCGGGGCCAUAAAAGAUGAAUGGACCCAAGAGGAUGAAGAGUGUGUCGAGGAGUUCCAGGCAGAUAUGGAGAAAAUUCUAAAAUAUUCGAAGGUCGUUAAGUGGAACGACGUUCCAUACUAUGUGCCCCUGCAUAUGCGAAGGAAGGUGAUACAGUCAUCGUCAAGGGAGCAACCAGAAUUCCUCUCGAAAUCUCUAUUGAAGAAGAUCAAGAAAACUGUGCUAGAAGCAGGGCCAAGCAUAGUUCCUCCCGUGGCAGAGAAAGGGAAGGGCCCUCUCGAGGGGGAGGCUAUAGUCUUGCCUCCUCAACUGUUCGAGGGAGGCCCAUCUGUGGCAAUUCACACCUUCAGCAACCCGCCGUCAAUCGAGUGUCCUAUUCUCAAGGAAUUCGCUGCCCAGCUGAAUGAAGCUGACAGCCUGAGACUGGUAAACCUAGCUACAGCUCGGGCAGAAAGGGACGAGGCGUUAUUCGAGGUGGUUACCCUCGAGGAGAAAGCUCGCCAAGUUCAGGCCAAGGAGGCUGAAAUUGUCGAGGUCCAGGCCAAAUAUGAUGAGCUUGACGAGAAGAUGAAGUCGUUUGCCAGCCUGCAUAUUUCCAAGGAGGAACUUCACCAGUGGUGUACCGCCUUUAUGUAUAAAAUGAUGUCCACAGGGGGAAUGGCCGCAGCCCUCGAGGAGAUGAACUUGGUUGCCACCAAGUGUGGUGCACACCGAGUUGGCGUGGCAGGGUUGAAGAGGCUCGACCAGGGUAGACCAAUUAAGGCUAAAUGGUUCAAGCAGCUCCUGAUGAAGGACCCAAAGAAAACCAUGCACGAAGCCAUGGUGAAGGUCUUGAUAAGGUUGAGCCUCGAGCAGCUUCCUCUGUGGGGAGCUUUUGUACCGGUGCCAUAUCCAAAAUGA